Messenger RNA from Hordeum vulgare subsp. vulgare (domesticated barley), 4624 nucleotides. RefSeq names its product receptor-like protein 15. The coding region runs from base 1292 to 4474 and encodes 1060 amino acids. Gene Ontology annotation, molecular function: protein binding. Lineage: Eukaryota; Viridiplantae; Streptophyta; Magnoliopsida; Poales; Poaceae. The transcript has 5 exons. The record is from RefSeq and is a predicted model, not a curated record.
GCGGCGGAGGUUCCCUCAAGAAGAGAAAAAGAAAAAUGCACUGCGGCGGAGGGGUUCACUUUCUGCCGUCGCCGGCGACCGGACGCAAGCGCCUGCAGCAGUGCGAAAUCCCUGGGCAGGACACUGGGCCAGCAACCCACGCGCGCCUUCCUCAGCGGCCGGCACGUCGGCGGCUGCUCGCGGGAGGCUAGGGUGGCGGAUGACGGCGCUCGGUCUUCCUCUCAGGUCUCAGCCAUGGCGGCGAUGCCUGUCGAAUCAGCGGCGAGCCGCAACUGUGGAGGAGCGCUCCCGUCGGCUGUGGUCAUGUGCUCCUUGACCCAUCUCUCCUCGGUUCCUAUUUCAAGGUGCAUCCUGUUUGAUUUCUUCUAAAUCUCCGAUUCGGUUUGUGAAUUUGGUACUAAGUACAGUAGUACUCCUUAGAUAUCCCUUACUCAGGUUGUCUCACUUCGUAAUUAUAUCAUUUCCUGAGCCUGGUAGUCAUCUCAAGGAUCAUGUGUGUGUGCCUGACUGUCUUAGCCCCCAUAUGAUGAUGUUAUAACUUGAAAAUGCCUUAGUCGGCAACUAAUGCUCUCUGUGACUGAUUUUGGGCAUCCAACUGCCGAAUGCUUUCUAAGAAAUUUCAACCACAUUUUCUGUGGAUGAUAAUUAUUUUUGCCAUGGGGAGUGGUGGGGGGAAUCUAUGGACGAUGACUUUUUUUCCAGGGAAAAUCUAUGAGUGAUGAUUGAUGAGUGAAGUAUUGGUCCAAGUAAACUGACUGUGUGUGCUAGGUCCCACUCCUAGUCAAACUUAGUGGAUGAAAACUGCAUGUCGGCACAACCCUAAAAUCAGCUGUCACCAUCUUUCGUCCCUCUAAGGUCUAGCCACUACAGCCCAACCUAAGUGUAUAUAAAUCAGCUGUCACCAUCUUUCGUCCCUCCAAGUGUAUGCAGUCAUCUGUAUGAGGAUUUCCUCACCACUUGGUAUGUCAUUUGGCGUUUAUUUAUAAAUAAAGUGGGAUGAAAGCCUGUUUCGAGGUAUCUUAAGAAUGCUUUGAAAUAUUAUUUUCGACAAGAUUUUCUGUGGAUGAUGAUUAUCUUUUGGUGGGGAAUCUGUUGAUGAUGAUCGAAAGUCUUGGUCCAAGUAAACUGACUGACUGUGAGUGCGAGGUUGCACUCCUAGUCAAAUUUAGCUGACGAGUACAACAGUCAAAUCACUCAUCAUCUUUCCCUCUAAGGCUAGCCACUACAGCCCAGCCUAAGUGUUUGUAUAUAUGUACGCAGUCAGGGGAAGGGAAAGCACAUUACCAGAGAUAUGGGUACUACUAUAUGCUUCCCAUGGGGAUCAUUGCCUCUGGUCACAUUUCUGUUAUUACAGACCAUGGUUCAGUUGUCCUCUGCCUGCUCCAUGGAGGAGAGGGCUGUGCUGAUGGACAUCCGGUCUUCCCUGAGGAGAGCACACUCCAUGGUUUCGCCUGAUCUAUGGGGGCACGAUGAUGAUGAAUGCUGCUCGUGGAAGACUGUGACAUGCAACAAUAGCACCCGACGAGUGACCCAUCUCGACCUUUCCCUUAUAUAUGCACCAACAGAUGCUGGUUAUUAUUGGUAUUUAAACUUGUCGGUGUUUUCUGCAUUCCACGAGCUUCAGUCCCUAGAUCUAUCAUUCAAUUACGGCUGCUCGCUAAGCUUCGAAGGGUUAGUUGGACUACCCAGGCUUCGUUAUCUUGACCUCAGUGGCAUUGCGUUGGGAGGGGGUUUCCUGGAAUUUAUCGGGGCAUUUGUUUCACUGGAAGUCUUAGCUCUCAACCUUAACAACCUGACCGGGGCUCUUCCAGAGGCAGCUUUCAAUAAUCUUCGAAACUUGCGAGAACUGAAUAUGUCUAUGAGUGGCCUCAGCGGAAACCUCCCGGCAUCGCUAUUUGCACUUCCUCACCUAAAGAUUUUAGAUCUCUCAAACAAUAUCUUUGAUGGGUAUAUUCCAAUAAGUUCGUCCUCGCGGCCAAUUUCCCUUGAAGUCUUAGAUCUCAGCAGUAAUCACCUCACUGGAAUUCUCCCGAUUACAGCCUUUAAGAACAUCAGAAACUUGAAUUUGGGUGGCAACCUAUUCAGUGGAUUUCUCCCUGUGUCAAUACUUGGACUUCCUUAUCUGAAGUUCCUAGAUCUCUCAUCAAAUCAUUUUGAGGGAGGUUUCCCUAUUAAUUUUUCUUUGGAGCAAAUUCCACUUGAAGUCCUACAUUUUGAUGGUAAUAACAUGAGUGGAGCUCUUCCGACUGAAGGAGCAUUUGAAAAUCUCCGGAACCUACGGCAGUUGUAUUUGAGUAACAACCAAUUCAGCGGAAACAUUCCAACAUUCGCAUUUCAAAAUCUCCGGAACCUACGGCAGUUGUAUUUGAGUCACAACCAAUUCAGCGGAAACAUUCCAACAUUCGCAUUUCAAAAUCUCCAGAACCUGCGAGAAUUGUCUUUGAGUUCCAAUCAAUUAAUUGGAAACAUUCCAUCAUUAUUGUUUUCUCUACCACAUAUUGAACUGUUGAAUCUCUCAUCAAACUUCUUCAGCGGACCAAUUCCUAUAAAUCAAUCUUCGAAUCUUUCACUGUCACUUAAGAGUCUUCGAUUGUCGCAGAACAAAUUGAGUGGUAGAUUUUCUUUCAUUUGGCUUGCAGACCUCAUAAAACUAGAAGAGAUAGACCUUUCAGGCAAUGCUAACCUAGUUGUCCAUGUAAACAUUCCUGAAUGGACACCUCCUUUCCAACUGAAACAAUUAUUGCUCUCUGGUUGUGAUCUUGACAAGAGCAUUAUUGCGGAACCACAUUUUUUAGACACACAACAUCAUUUGGAGGUGCUUGAUUUGUCCAAUAAUAACUUGUCAGCUAGCAUGCCGAAUUGGUUGUUUACAAAGGAAGCAACACUACAUGAACUAUAUCUUGGAAAUAACUCGCUAACUGGAUCGCUAGACCCAAUAUGGCACACCCAGUCUUUUCUCCAGGUUAUCAACUUACACAUGAACCAUGUCACAGGACAGCUGCCAGCCAACAUCAGUUUAAUGUUUCCAAGGUUGCUGAUUCUGGAUUUUUCUAGUAACAACUUCUUUGGCCACAUACCUACUUCAUUGUGCGAGAUCAAUUGCAUGACGCUUUUAGACCUAUCAAACAACAAAUUUUCUGGUGAAGUUCCAGCUUGUGUGUUCACUAAUUAUCCCAUUCUACUGAGCUUAAAGGUCUCAAACAACAAGCUUGGUGGUCUGAUUUUUGGUGGAAUGAAUAACCUGUCCAUUAUGUCGGAACUGUACCUGGAUGGUAACAAAUUCGAAGGGGCGGUGCGUUGUGAUCUGUCAGGAGGGACUUUAAUGGUUAUUGAUUUGCAUGACAACGAGUUAUCUGGCAAACUUGAUACGUCAUUGUGGAAUAUGUCUUCCUUGAAAGUCCUGAAUCUUGCUGGCAAUCGUAUAACUGGCAAAAUUCAUCCACAAAUUUGCGGCUUUACCAGACUUGAACUUUUAGAUAUAUCCAGCAACAACCUCACAGGGUCCGUACCAAACUGUAGCUGCAUGUUGCUCCAUUUCCUUAACCUGUCUGGGAAUUCCUUAUCUAGCCAUAUCUCUUAUCCCUUCUUCAACACAUCAAGUCUGAUUGCUUUGGAUAUCAGAAACAAUCAGUUUGCAGGCAACCUUGAUUGGGUACGUUCUCUUGAUAACAUUAGGCUUCUUUCCUUGGGCGGAAAUAAGUUUGAAGGGCAGGUCACUACAAACUUAUGUGAACUCCAGCACUUGAGGAUAAUUGACUUGUCUCAUAACAAGCUUUCAGGUUCACUACCCUCAUGUAUUGGUAGUUUCUUUUUCAAAGGUGACAGGGGCGAUCAAAUUUUCCAGGUAGCAUUAACGAGUUUACCAUACUCACUUGGGCCAUAUGACAAUCCUUAUGGCUUGAAAGGCUUUAGCUUUACUACCAAAGGGAAUAUGUACACAUAUGGUCGAAGUUUCUUCGUUUCGAUGUCCGGCAUCGACCUAUCUGCGAAUAUGCUGCAUGGAGAAAUUCCUUGGGAGCUAGGAAAUAUGAGCCAUAUCAAAUCCCUUAACCUGUCAUACAAUUUUUUUGUUGGCCCUAUCCCGACGACCUUUGGCGGCAUGGAGGAGAUAGAAAGUUUGGACCUCUCACACAAUGAGCUGAGUGGACCUAUACCUUGGCAGCUAGCACGGUUAUGUUCAUUGGGGGUGUUCUCUGUGGCAUACAACAACUUGUCAGGAUGCAUACCAAACUCUGGUCAGCUUGGCUCAUUCGGCAUGGACAGCUACCUAGCCAACACCGACCUUCACAAGAUUACACAUGGGAACAUGUGCGCUCCCGGUCCAGAUCCCAUGGCGGAGGAAGAUGUGGGUGAGACCUCUGGUGACCCAAUCCUAUACAUGGUCAUGGCUGCCGGGUUUAUUUUGGCAUUUUGGGCCACUGUUGCUUUUUCAUUAUUCCAUCCAUACGGGAGGUCUGUAAUGUUCAAGCUGUAGUCGGUCCCAAGGAAAAAUCACUAGUCGGGCGGAGGGAGUAUAUGUGUACGUAUACACCAAAAACUUCCUGACGUUUCAUUCUUGGUAUGUAAUAUUAACAAUAAACAAUGGAUUUUGUUUGGUUAUAUUUUGUACACAUGAUUUUCUGUA